Messenger RNA from Malassezia pachydermatis, 1737 nucleotides. RefSeq names its product other hal protein kinase. The record is from RefSeq and is a predicted model, not a curated record. Bases 1 to 1737 code for a protein of 578 amino acids. Gene Ontology annotation, biological process: protein phosphorylation; intracellular signal transduction. The transcript is spliced from 2 exons. Gene Ontology annotation, molecular function: protein serine/threonine kinase activity; ATP binding. NCBI's taxonomy places the organism in Eukaryota, Fungi, Basidiomycota, Malasseziomycetes, Malasseziales, Malasseziaceae.
AUGCCUGACCGUCAUAUAUUCAACACGGACGAAGACAUUGGACCAGUUUCUCAUAAAUCAAAGGAAGGACGCAAGAAGGACCUGAACCCACUCAAUGAUCUUCGUCGUUUCCUACAUACCCAUAUUGGCAAGAGAGACAGUAACAAGUCACGCAGCAAUUCCAAUGGACGCGGCUCUGACUCGCCACCCUGGGGUACAUCGACAGCUGGUCUAUCAAAGAAGUAUGGCAAGUUUGGUAAGACAUUGGGUACAGGAGCAGGGGGGACGGUACGCAUCAUCCGACGAUCCAAGGAUCAAGAGUCGUUUGCAGUGAAGGAGUUCCGCGAACGACAGCCUAAUGAAUCAGAGAAGGAGUAUAUCAAAAAAGUAACAGCAGAGUUUUGUAUUGGAAGUACACUUCAUCACAUCAAUAUCAUCAAGACACUAGAUAUCAUUCGGAACAACGGACACUACUAUGAAGUCAUGGAAUAUGCACCCAAUGAAUUGUUUGCAGUGGUUAUGAGUGGAAAGAUGGGGUACAAUGAAAUUAAUUGCGUGUUCAGGCAAAUUGUGGACGGUGUGGACUAUCUUCAUGGGCUAGGACUGGCUCAUCGAGAUCUUAAGAUCGAUAAUUGUGUUAUGGCCGCAGAUGGCAUUGUAAAGAUCAUUGACUUUGGCACGGCCACAGUGUUCCAGGCUCCAGGUAAGACCGACGUCCUAGCCACAGGUAUUGUUGGGUCUGAUCCAUAUUUGGCGCCGGAAGUAAUUUCAUCCCAAAUGUACGAUGCGCGUAUGACCGAUAUAUGGAGCUUGGCCAUCAUCUAUAUUUGCAUGGUACUACGUCGAUUUCCUUGGAAAUUGCCUGAUCCAGAAUCGGACCCAAGCUUUAAGAUUUUCAUCGACGCGCACCCGGAGCUCAAUGUGCGUGCAGCACCCCAUCGCCGUAUCGAACUGCCAGCGACAUCGAAUAAUGACGCUUCUCCUGAAGACCGCUUUGGCGCCGUAUUGAACAAAGAACACGCAGAUGAGCUCAUGUGCAAGUUCAGCGGUGAGGGAAAUAUCCCAACCGCUGUGGAAGCAGGGUACACAAUGCACACUGGGGGAGGUGGUAUGACACCAGGCACUGUGACGCCUAUCCUUACGCGCGAAGCAACUACGCCGGUGGGUGAUAGCCAUGAGCCCUCUCCUAUGACGGAUAGUGUAUAUGAAGAGUCGGAACUUGAAUCGACUGCGCCAUCUCCAGGUAUGAUGACACCGCGAGACGGCGAGUCCACAAAUGAUGGGCAUUCACGGGCGGAUGACAGUUUAUUUCGGUUGUUGCCGUUGAGAUCACGCGCCUGCUUGACGCGAAUGCUUGUGUUAGAGCCAACAGAACGUGCUACGCUUGGUGAUCUUCUACGUGGUCGAUCUUACGGAGCUCGCGAUGGUGCCGUAUCAGCCUCAUUAUACGCAGAACAACGUAACAAGGCGGAUGAUCCAUACUCAUCACCAACGCAUGCCACAGAUGUCAUUCCAGUGUCGAGCACAGGGGGACCGUCGCUUGCUCCUUAUGUGGACGAAUUUGAAAACGAUGAAGAUACGGGUGAUGAAUGGCUUAAAAGUAUUUACACCUGCUCGCAUUGGAAGGAUAUGGCUCCGUCUAGUACAAAGGCGAAGGCAUCGGCCAAUCUAUCCAACUCUAAGGAGAAUGAUGAAAACAUCUUUGCUGACAUGGGAUUCCGUUCUAUGACGGAGCUGGAAGAAUUGGGUCGCUUAUGA